Epithele typhae is the source of this 1935-nucleotide messenger RNA. RefSeq lists its product as uncharacterized. The record is from RefSeq and is a predicted model, not a curated record. The transcript has 6 exons. Bases 1 to 1935 code for a protein of 644 amino acids. NCBI's taxonomy places the organism in Eukaryota, Fungi, Basidiomycota, Agaricomycetes, Polyporales, Epitheliaceae.
AUGCAGUCCGCCCUCACGAGGUCGGCAUUCGUCGCGUCCCCGCGCGAGCUCGACGCGAAGCUCGAACUCCUCCAGCAGCUCGGCUACGGCGACGAUGACGCGCACUUUUCGGACAGCUACCCCGCCUACGACACCGCACGCUGGGUCGACUCGGGGUACGGUUGGCCAGACGAGAAGGCGACCGACUCCCUCGCUUCCAUCCCGGACCUCUUCGAUGUCGAGGAGGACGAGGAAGCGUGUGCCGCGCACUUGUACGACCCGUCGCUCUUCUCAACUCGCCAGUCGACGCCCUCGACGCCUCGAUCGCGUACGCAGAGUCUACUGCCCUCGCCAAGAAUGGAGACGGACAAGCCACUGCCCACUCUGCCGCGCAGUCUGCGCUCGCGGCCCAGUCUGCCGAUAGUCCCGCCCCCCUCUCCCGCCGCCCGCUCAAUACGGACAUCGGUCUCGAGCCCGCCCAUGGCUCUCCGCGCCGCCGCCAGCGGUCGAUCUUCCCCACCCAUGCCACCAUCCCCCGUCUAUUCAAGCCCGAAGCCGCGCACUUCCCGCCUCUCGCUCACCGGAAGCCCCCCCGCCUCGCGCUCAACCAACACCCGGCACGCGACUUACCCUUCUAUCUCAUCCACCCUUUCCCUCCUUGAAGAGCGCGAAAGCGAAGCCGAGAAGAGGACCGCCGUCUACCUCACCGACCCCGUGCAGGACAUCCCCGUUCCAAAGCCCACCGGCCGCCUCCGGAGCAGUAGCGCGACUGCGGGCUGUCCCGACUCUCGCCCGAUGUGCUCCAGUCCGACGCGCAAGGACCGACCCAGCCUUCCUUCGCUCUCGACAUCGGCGUCAUCGCCACAGCUUCGCCACCUGGCCGAGCUUGCGUCCAUGCCUUCUCCCUCGUUCUCCGUCGCGGCCAUGCUGCUUCCUUCGCCUAUGUGCGCAGCGACAGCGGUCGAACUCGGGCAGUCCCCGCCUAUCGCGCCACAGAACAGCGCCGCGGAAGGUGAAUCUGAGCCGGCGUCUCGCUGGUCUAUUGAUUCCGUUGCCUCCCACCCCCGCAUCACUCAGGUGUCCCUUGAUGAUGCGUCAUCAUUUCCGGCUAGCAAGGCCAAGAAGCGAGACCGUUUCUUGAGCUUAAUAGCCGGUCGCUCCCGCACGACCUCGAUCUCCAAACCGCUCCCCCCUCCAAACACUCCCCGCGGCUCCUCCGACGUCCUCGACAUCCGCCGAGUCGACUCCCACGACGGCUCUUCAUCCACCAGCUCACGACCUUCCUUCACGAUGCCUACCAAGAUUUCCAUAACGCCGUCGUUGGUGUCCUCCGACUCUUCCACCGGGUCCACCGUCUCGAUGCUGUCCACCCCCGUCGAUCGGCUUGCAGACUCCUUCGACCCCUUCGCGGUCACUUCCCCGUCGUGCGUUCCUGAGGACCUCUCCGUCGACGUCCCCCCUUCUCCUCCCCGAACUCGCGCCGCGCCCCCACCGCUCCCCGCGCUUCAUGAACCUCUCCACCUGGACAUCCCCGAGCGACCAAUGUCGCCCGGCUCUCCCCCUCGCCCCACGCUCCCUCUCCCCUCGCCAAGUACACCGUCGCCCUCCUUCCUCGUCCCUGCGCCUCGCCCGCAAUCUUUCUUCGCGUCACUCACCGGUCGUCAACGUCGGCGCAAGAAGAAGCUUGUCAUCAGCGGGACGCCGCUCGACAUGCACUCGUCGCGCUCGGUGUCAUCCAUGUCAGCAUCACUAUCGGACGACCGGCACUUGCAGGCCGAGCAGCGGAGACGGGUCCACAACCUUUGGGCCGUGCGGAAAAUCGAGACGAAGGACGACGGGAGCCUACACGUGUAUUGGAAGGACUGGGAGACGGCAGACAUGGUUUGCCGUGUCCAGGCGCAAGUCGUCAUCAAGGACGUCGGCCGCGUCAACCUCGCUUGGUAUUACAUCUCAUAA